Molecule: messenger RNA, 2418 nt
Organism: Gastrolobium bilobum
Lineage: Eukaryota; Viridiplantae; Streptophyta; Magnoliopsida; Fabales; Fabaceae
Product: pentatricopeptide repeat-containing protein At5g39980, chloroplastic
Exons: 1
Coding region: 69-2105 (678 amino acids)
Molecular function (GO): protein binding
Source: RefSeq, a predicted model, not a curated record
CUAGCUCAAUAAUAAUAAACAAUAUAAGCUUGAUCGAAGAUAGUUAGUUAGUUAGUUAGUUAGUUAUUAUGUUCUCAGUGUCGUCAUUUUCUGUUACUUGUUCAAUGCUGGUGGGUUCAAUAUCAUCAUCAUCAUCAUUCCCAUUCCCUUGUUCUUUUGCCAAAACCAGCGUGAGCAUCAACACCACUACUACUAUUUCUACUAUAUGCUUAGCAGCUAUAACCAAAGAUGUGUGGACCCCAACAUCCAACACUAACACUAACACUAACACUAACACUAGGGAACGUCGAACACGUAGUAGAAGCCAACAACAACGUGGGUACUUGGACCAUAGCGUGGACAUGGAGGAACUAUUAACGUCAAUUGGGGAAACCCAGAACGAGCAAGAACUGUAUGCUCUAAUGUCACCCUACAACGGGAGACAGCUCUCUAUUCGGUUCAUGGUUUCCUUGCUCUCCCGCGAGCCCGAUUGGCAACGCUCCCUUGCCCUUCUCGAUUGGAUCAACGAAAAGGCCCUUUAUUCUCCUUCUCUCGUCGCUUACAACGUUGUUCUUCGCAACGUUCUUCGAGCCAAGCAGUGGCACCUCGCACAUGGCCUGUUUGAUGAAAUGCGUCAAAAGGGUCUCGCCCCUGAUAGGUACACUUACUCCACCCUCAUUACUUAUUUUGGGAAACAUGGUUUGUUUGAUGCUUCUUUGUCUUGGCUCCAGCAGAUGGAGCGAGACAAUGUUCCUGGUGACCUUGUCUUGUAUAGUAAUUUGAUUGAGCUUUCCCGCAAGUUGUGCGAUUAUUCUAAGGCCAUUUCCAUCUUCAUGAGAUUGAAAAACUCCACUAUUACUCCUGACCUUAUUGCUUAUAACUCUAUGAUUAAUGUUUUUGGAAAAGCUAAGCUCUUCCGUGAGGCUCGUCUUCUUCUUCAGGAGAUGAAGGACAAUGGUGUUCACCCGGAUACCGUCAGCUACUCAACGCUUCUUGCCAUCUAUGUUGAGAAUCAAAAGUUUGUUGAAGCACUUUCUGUAUUCUCUGAGAUGAAUGAAGGGAAAUGCCCGCUUGAUCUUACAACCUGCAAUAUCAUGGUUGAUGUUUAUGGCCAGCUUCACAUGGCCAAAGAAGCUGACCGGCUGUUCUGGAGCAUGAGGAAAAUGGGAAUUGAACCCAAUGUGGUUAGUUAUAAUACGCUCUUGAGGGUUUAUGGAGAGGCUGAACUAUUUGGGGAAGCCAUCCAUCUGUUUCGUUUGAUGCAAAGGAAGGGUGUAGAACAGAAUGUUGUCACCUACAACACUAUGAUUAAUAUUUAUGGCAAGUCUCUUGAGCAUGAGAAGGCAACAAAUCUCAUUCAAGAAAUGCAGAAUAGAGGUAUUGAACCAAAUGCCAUCACUUAUUCAACAAUAAUAUCUAUAUGGGAAAAGGCAGGAAAACUGGACAGGGCGGCCAUUUUGUUUCAAAAAUUAAGGAGUUCAGGAGUUCAAAUUGAUCAGGUUCUUUACCAGACAAUGAUUGUAGCCUAUGAGAGAGCAGGUUUAGUUGCUCAUGCUAAGCUUCUGCUUCACGAGCUCAGACGACCAGACAACAUUCCCAGGGAGACUGCAAUCACAAUUCUUGCUAGGGCUGGUAGAAUUGAAGAAGCUACAUGGGUUUUCCGGCAGGCUUUUGAUGCUGGAGAGGUAAAAAAUAUAUCUGUAUUUGGUUGCAUGAUAAAUCUUUUCUCAAGGAACAAAAAGUAUGCAAAUGUAGUUGAAGUGUUUGAGAAGAUGAGAGAGGUGGGAUAUUUUCCUGAUUCUAAUGUUAUUGCUCUCGUGCUAAAUGCUUUUGGAAAGCUGCGUGAAUUUGAGAAAGCAGAUGCUUUAUAUAGACAGAUGCAUGAAGAAGGGUGUGUUUUUCCAGACGAAGUUCAUUUCCAGAUGCUCAGUCUAUAUGGGGCAAGAAAGGAUUUCGCAGUGGUAGAGUCAUUGUUUGAGAAGCUGGAUUCUAAUCCCAAUAUCAACAAGAAGGAGUUGCAUCUUGUUGUUGCCAGCAUUUAUGAAAGAGCAGAUAGGCUUAAUGAUGCUUCCCGAAUCAUGAACAGGAUGAAUAAAAAAGAAAUCAGAAGUCAUGACCAUGCUUAGAAAGUAUGCAUCUGCCUGUCCCUCUGUAACUUGUGUUGUUGAUGAACAUUCGUUUGCCCCUGAUCAUCCAUAAAUACUGUAUUCAGAAAACCUCAUUCCCAAAGAAGUGUCCUAUGUAUAUAUGAUAUUGAGCAACGACCCAUAUUCUGAAUAGCAGUGGAAGUUAAUCAUUAGCAGUUCUGUAUUCAGGCUUACGAGCACUCUUCUUUUUUCACAAUGUCCUUUUGGAAAUAUAAAAAGUGAAAAGUUGAGCCCCUAAUGCCUAAAGUUGAGCCACUUUCCUGUAAAUCUGAUGGCUGUGUUAGUUGUAAAU